AAAAUGUAGAUAAAUAUCUGCUAUCCUCUAAGCACCAAAGUGUCAUGAUUUCAUAACGUUUCUCUCGGUAGAUUUUUCCUUUGACUGAAUCGUCUUAGCAAUUAAAUUUUUAAUGUCUACUAAAUGAUGCGCUGCUAUUCUUGGGAAGGGUUACUUUUUGAAAACUCGAUUAGACAUAAGUCAUCCAGGAUUUCAGGAUUUGUUGGGAAUGGAUUUGCAGAAGAUGUCUGAUACGGAUAAGGUGAUACUUUGUAAGCGUUACUUUUACAUUGGUUUUGCCUUGUUACCGCUAGUUUGGAUCGUCAAUGCUGUGUGGUUUUUCGAGUGCGCAUUCCUCGAUAAACCAUCGCCGGUGCAAAAAACGAUUAGACGUUAUGUGGUGUAUUCAAUAAUUGGUGCAUCAGUAUGGGUGUUAGCGCUUAUUGCCUGGGAAAUAUUCUUUCAGUUGGAAAGAGCCAAAGGCUUAGAAUGGACUGAUCGAUUGUCUUUCGUAUUUCCUGUUGGAUAUGUUUGA
This is a messenger RNA of Loa loa (African eye worm), 514 nucleotides long. Its product is annotated as gamma-secretase subunit pen-2. NCBI's taxonomy places the organism in Eukaryota, Metazoa, Nematoda, Chromadorea, Rhabditida, Onchocercidae. The coding region runs from base 209 to 514 and encodes 101 amino acids. Gene Ontology annotation, biological process: Notch receptor processing. The record is from RefSeq and is a predicted model, not a curated record. The transcript is spliced from 2 exons. Gene Ontology annotation, cellular component: gamma-secretase complex.